UGACAGCAAAUUAUCAGCCUGGCAACUGUACAAUGUGUCUCUCACAUGUACAAUCUGUAGCCCAGAGCUGCAACUCAAACGUUCCAACGUGAGCCAGACUUGUGGUGCUGCAGUUUUCUGCUGGGCACCGGGCUACAUUGUUAAUGAUUUCCCAAAAGUCGAAACGGAUUAUUACUGAAGUGGACAAAGUAAUCGUGGGGCCAUGCCAGUCGCAUGCGUUCUCUGUCGUUAGCAUGUUGAACUAUCCUGUGCUAGCUAACUCGCUCUAGGAUGGUUGUAAUGUAAGUUAGCUAGUUACAUUGUAUGUCAGUGACUUAAGUAGCCAACCCGCUAACGAAAGUUAUUAAAAUAUUGGAAUGCUUGUCAUAGAAAUCGCAAAGAUAUGUGGUCUGUAAGCUAGCUAGAAAGUGACCUAUCAAGUCAAUGCCACACACCUCUGUGUUGCAACCUUUACGAAUUGUUGUUGGCUUAACGAAAGUCGAAGGAGGUUUUGUAAGGAAGGCUGCCACGGCGCGAUCUAAGCGGGGAAGGUAGCCGAGGUAUCUCAGUUUACAAGUACCACAGGACAAGACACUGGAUUGAUGACUGGAAUCAUUUGUAACAUUCAGUGGACAUUUGCGUCUGUAGGAUUUGUGUGAAGAGCUUAUCAGAGAACGUGUCAGCUAAGUGGGGAUGGCGAAACCUGAGUCGAAAAGAGGUGCCAUGGCCUUUGUGGCCGGAAGACCUGCUGCAACACCGGAGGACCAGGUCAACAACGGGUCACUUGAUCCGUCACCGUCCUCCGGUUCUCACGACGCAUCACAUACCCCAGUGCCAGCCAGCAAGUCUAAAUCUGGUAAACAGACGUCUAAGGAAAACCUGUCGCGGCGGACAACCGAGAGUGAAGUAUUCGACGACGGGACCAACACAUUUUUCUGGAGAGCACACACAGUCACGGUGCUGUUCAUCCUCACCUGUGCCCUUGUGUACGUCACACUGCUGGAGGAGACACCACAGGACACGGCGUACAACACCAAAAGGGGGAUUAUUGCCAGCAUUCUGGUGUUCCUCUGUUUUGGAGUGACCCAAGCCAAGGAUGGACCCUUCACCAGACCACACCCAGCCUACUGGCGGUUCUGGCUGUGCGUCACGGUGGUCUAUGAACUCUUCCUCAUCUUUAUCCUUUUUCAGACGGUGCACGACGGACGGCAGUUCAUGAAGUACAUCGAUCCCAAGCUGGGCGUGCCUUUGCCGGAGAGGGACUAUGGCGGCAACUGCCAUGUCUAUGAUCCGGACAACACCACCGACCCCUUCCACAACCUCUGGGACAAGAUGGAUGGCUUCGUUCCGGCACAUUUCCUUGGCUGGUACAUUAAGACCCUGAUGAUCCGAGACUGGUGGAUGUGCAUGAUCAUCAGUGUCAUGUUUGAGUUCCUGGAGUACAGCUUGGAGCAUCAGCUGCCCAACUUCUCUGAAUGCUGGUGGGAUCAUUGGAUAAUGGAUGUGUUGGUGUGCAAUGGCCUGGGAAUCUACUGUGGGAUGAAAACGCUGGGCUGGCUCUCUAUGAAGCCAUACCAGUGGCAGGGACUGUGGAACAUCCCCACAUACAAAGGGAAGAUCAAGCGUAUAGCCUUUCAGUUCACACCCUACAGCUGGGUAAAAUUUGAGUGGAAGCCUGCAUCAAACCUUCGUCGCUGGCUAGCAGUACUUGGCAUCAUUUUCAUGUUCCUGCUGGCCGAGCUCAACACCUUCUACCUGAAGUUCGUGCUGUGGAUGCCUCCGGAGCACUACCUGGUGUUGCUGCGCCUCGUGUUCUUCGUCAACGUGGGUGGGGUGGCCAUGAGGGAGAUCUACGACUUCAUGGAUGACCCGAAGUUCCAUAAAAAGCUGGGCCAGCAGGCAUGGCUGGUGGCGGCCAUCACUGUCACUGAGUUCCUCAUUGUGGUGAAGUACGACCUCCACACCAUCACACUUCCCAUCCCCUUCAUCGUCACGCAGUGUUGGAUUCUGGGGAUUGUCAUCAUCUUCACCUGGACACUGUGGCGCUUCUUUAUCCGGUAA
This is a messenger RNA of Alosa alosa (allis shad), 2040 nucleotides long. RefSeq names its product phosphatidylserine synthase 2 (gene ptdss2). The coding region runs from base 673 to 2040 and encodes 455 amino acids. The record is from RefSeq and is a predicted model, not a curated record. Lineage: Eukaryota; Metazoa; Chordata; Actinopteri; Clupeiformes; Clupeidae. The transcript is spliced from 12 exons. Gene Ontology annotation, molecular function: L-serine-phosphatidylethanolamine phosphatidyltransferase activity. Gene Ontology annotation, biological process: phosphatidylserine biosynthetic process.